Trypanosoma theileri is the source of this 1485-nucleotide messenger RNA. Its product is annotated as putative splicing factor 3 subunit. The record is from RefSeq and is a predicted model, not a curated record. The coding region runs from base 1 to 1485 and encodes 494 amino acids. Gene Ontology annotation, molecular function: RNA binding. The transcript has a single exon. Gene Ontology annotation, cellular component: catalytic step 2 spliceosome; U2 snRNP; U2-type prespliceosome. NCBI's taxonomy places the organism in Eukaryota, Euglenozoa, Kinetoplastea, Trypanosomatida, Trypanosomatidae. Gene Ontology annotation, biological process: mRNA cis splicing, via spliceosome; regulation of alternative mRNA splicing, via spliceosome.
AUGUCCACGGAGGAUGACACCACUCCCGGCAUUAUCGCCCCCGGGCCGGAACUGCGUGCGAAGAUUGAUAAGUCCGCCGCAAGUCUGGCCAAGCGGGAUAAGCGAAAGGCAGAGGAGAUGAUGGCAAAGGUUCUCGCAAGUCCAAAGCGAGAGGAGUUUCUUUAUUUUGAAAUGACACAUGUCUUUUACCCUUUCUUUCUACAGAGAUUAAAUGAAUACCGUGCUCACCCAGAACUGAUUCCAACAGAGGAAAAGAAAGAAACCCCUACUGGGGCAGGAGAAACAACAAAAACAACAACAACAGGAGCUGCUGCUGCUGGAGCUACAAUGGCAUCUAAUACAACUACAACGAUUAAAGCUGGUGGUAUUGUACGGCGUGAAGGUGGAACAACAGCACGUCAUGAUCCUAAACGAGAUGAAGCACUUCGACAAGCUGAGAUUGAAGCUCAACGAUAUCUUGAAGAUCCUUUUCCUAAUCGUUAUUCACUGGAUCUCUUACAAGGAACUGUAGAUAUGCCAGCUAUGACACUAAGCUAUAUGACUUGUACAGCACAGUAUAUAGCUAAAUAUGGAGAUCGAUUUCUGAAAGAUCUUCUUGGUAGAUACCGUAAUAAUGUAGCGUUUAGAUUCUUAAACAGUGAAGAUGUUCGACAUGAAGUUCUUUUAAAACUUGUGGAGUCCUACCGUUUAAUUUUACAUCAUGAUCCUGAGAAAGUAGAGGACCGACUAGAACAAUAUCAAUCCCCACGUAAUGUUGUUGAAACUAUUUGUGAAGAAAAAGUAAAAUAUGCAAAGGCAGCUAUAGCUCGCCGUAAAGCCGCAUUACUUACAGAUGAAGAACUUCGAGAUAAACUUGAAUGGAAUUUUUUUACUGUUGUCCAUCAAUUUACAUUGGCGGAUUUAGGUCUUGAUGGACCAAUGCCACAAACUGCUGCUGCUCAUCGACGAACACAUCUUUACAACAACGAUAGUAAUAAUAAUAAUGAUGAAGUUAAUGCCAGAGAUGGUGAUGAUACCACUAUGGAUGAUAACACAUCCCCAACAAAUGAAGAAUCCAAGGAAGCCGGCACAACAGAGGUAUCCACAUCAGGAGGAAUGAUAGAUCCUUACAGUAGUGGAGCUCCACGAAUGAUUCGUCCACCUGAAGGAAUAACAGGAAUGCCUACAUUUACACCAACAUUUAUCAGUAGUUCUCUCGUGACUUCCACUGAUCCUACUGCACCUCCGGUACGUAAUAAGAAGAACUCAUAUCAUGAUCAUCGUGGAGGUUACAACACAUCUCAGGGAAAUACACCUGGACGUUAUGAUGUAGAUAACGUAACGAACUCUCAUGGGGGAUCAUAUAUGCAUUCGAAGGAUCCAACGCAAAUUGAUGAUGAUUUGAAUAAUGUUGCUGGUAGUAAACAUAGUCGUAUGGAAAAUGACGGCAAAGGUUUAUCAACGGAUGCCGAGUUCGAACGAAAUUCUCGGCAGCGGCGAGAAUAG